AGAGGUCACGUGACUAAUUCAUUUCCGGUCGAAUGAUGGCCGACUUCUUUAACUUUUGGAAGUUCUGUCAAAAGUUAUGAACUCUGUAUAGGGUAGUUCUGAGCAUCAUUUCUACCCAGUGUUGAUUUCAUUGACAUGGAAUUACUCGUUAAUUAUGGUGCUUGUGCUGAUAUUAUCAAGGCGUUUUCGUGAUGUCCGCUCAGGAACGCCAGGAAUUAGCAUCAGCCAGGAAAAUACCAAAUCCCGAAACACUGGAACAGAAGGGACCAGAGAAGUGUGCCAUACCUCGGGGACCCAAAGAUUGUCUGACACCUCAGAGCUCACCAAGAGGACCCAGAGAUUGUCUGACCCCUCAGAGCUCACCAAGAGGACCCAGAGAUUGUCCAACACCUCAGAGCUCACCUGGACAGAAGAUGACCAAGAGCAUGUCCUUGACAAAUCUCAACAAUAAUCAGAAAGCCAACUCUGGCCCUGUGGACCAAGAUGAUAUAUUGGCCCUUACUCAGCAAGUCAAAUUGUUCUCAGAUGGCUUGUCCCACCUCAAAACAGUCUUCACAGACCUCUCAGGGUCUGGGGAGGAUCUAAGGAUAAUGUCCCAUUCUCGUCUGGGAGAAGUUUUGGCCAUCUUGAAAAAUAUUUUGCAUAAAUACCCUGCUUUGCAAUCUACAGAUUUGUUUUCCUCCUCAGCGGCUCUAAUCAGCAAAAUUAAAACUCAUGAUUACAAUGAAUCACCGUCCUCGUUAGCUGAGCAUAAUUUUUGUGAAUCAAUUGACCAACUGGCGCUGGCAUUUAGCAGCAGUGUGUCGGAGUAUUUGAUGGGGGACCUAGGAAACAUAUCACUAGAGAAGGAGGGGAGAGCGGACAAAACAAAGUCAUAUGGAGACCUUCUAAAAAUGGAAAAAAAUGCAGGAUUGUUUGCUGCAGAGCAAGCCAUUCAAGAUGUGAUGAAUCCUGAGGAAAUUGAUUCUGUUCUUCUGCGAUUACAAGCUGGUGUGGACCUGGCCAUGCAGAGAGCUAAAGCUUGGUCCAAAUACAUGAAAGAAGUCACAACCUACAUAGAGAAAAAGACUCAAUUAGAGACUGAUUACUCGAAGAACAUCCUCCGGUUGGCAAACAGUAUGCUUCCUGUUCUUUCAGAUGAGGAAAACUUACCAUUGCAAUCUGUCUUCUGUACUGUGAUCUCACAAGAUAUUGAGUAUGCCACUUCUUGUCAAGCCACACAGACACUCAUCCAGUCAGCUAAGUUUGUUGAGCCAUUAACAUCAAGGAGAAAUGAACAUGACAAGAUGAGAAGGUCUGUUAAAGACACCUGGGUCAAAGAAGUGAAGAAGAUGCAAGAGGCUGUAAAUAGUUUGAGGAAGUCUCAGUCCAUGUACAUGAUGAGGAAGCAGGAUUAUGAGAAAGCAAGGGAACAAUCCUGUAAAGUCGAGUCUGACAUAUUGGACAAGAGCAGUAGCAGCAGUGCACUCAGCAAGAUGGACAAGAGGAGAAAGGUGGAAGAAGAAGCGAUGCACAAGGCAGCAGAGGCAGAGACAACCUACAAAGCAUGUGUGGCGGAGGCAAACUCGAAACAACAGGAACUGGCCAAAACUAAAAGUGAACUCCUGUCCAAGAUCAGAGAGCAGAUUUUUCUGUGUGAUCAGGUGAUAAAGUCUGUGACAAUGGAUUACUUCGACCUCCUCCACACACUAGCUGCCCCUGUCCCUGUUCAGUAUCAGACACUAUGUGAGGCCAGCAAGAAGUACCAGCCAGGAUCUCAGUUCAGUGCCUUCGUACACAGAAUGGCAAUGUCACCCACCAAUGCACCUUUGAAAGAGGAGGCCUUUGUAUUUGAACCAUUUAUUUCUACAAGAGAAACUCAGUUAAGGAAGACAAGUACACAGUCCUCAGGGUCAUCAAAUGAUCUUCAGCUGCAUGAUGGAUCUCCUUUAAUGGGUAGAAAUGAUCGGUACCGAGUGAAGGCAUGGGGAACAACUCUUGUCAGUGAAUCUGACAGUGGAAGCAGUCGUUCCGUGGAAUCCUCCCCCAGCAGUAGUCCCCACCAGAGUGGCCGCAAACCUUUUGUGAAGUCUGGCUCCCUUGAUGACCUGGAAGAAACAGAUGGUGAAGCCACAUUACUUGGGUUACCUUCUACAGAGGUUGACCUGCAAGCAUUAUUGAAGUUGAUGACCGAUCAGAUGCAGUUCGGGGAACAUCCAUCAGUUUUACUGCGGCAGAGCAGGCGACGGAACACAACAUUUGGUGUAGAUUUCCAGGAGCAGGUGGAGAAAAGUCGAUCAGCAAUCCCCUCUAUUGUGACAAAGUGCCUCACAGAAAUAGAGAAAAGGGGUAUCUUAAUAAAGGGUAUAUACAGAAUGUCAGGGGUAAAGAGCAAGGUGGAAGCAUUGUGUUCAAGGUUUGAGAAGGAUCCAGAUUCUGUGAACUUAGAUGAUGAGCAUCCUAAUGUCAUAUCUAAUGUUCUGAAGCUCUACCUUAGACAGCUUCCUGAACCACUUCUAAGUUUUAAGUUGUAUUCCAGUUUUAUACAAAUAGCAAAGGAUAACAUGGGCAAUGUGUUGAAUGAAGAUGAAACUUUGAGCAAGCUAGGGGACAUGGCCUCUAAACUACCAUAUUCCAAUUUCAAAACAUGUGCAAUGUUAAUGCACCAUUUAUCAAGGAUAGCUUCACACAGCUCCACAAAUCAGAUGACGGCCAGUAAUUUGGGUAUUGUGUUUGGACCCACACUUUUGCGGCCGUUAGAGGGCACGGGAAGUCUUGCCUCACUAGUGGACACACCUCAUCAAACUCGAACAGUGGAGCUGUUGAUCAUUAAUGUUAAGGAUAUCUUUGGCCCAGAGACAGAGUAUGAAUUGAUACCUGCAGAGACCCCUGUAGAACAAUUGUCAGUCAAUGGACAGAGCAGACAUGAGAAAGAACCAGAUAUUGAGGAGACCAAAGAUAGGUCCAGCAGAACCAAAUCUAGCAUUGAAGAAGGGAAUCUGCACUUGUUGACUGAUAACAAAUCCAAGGCCUCUGAAACAGACAUUGUAUUACCGGGUAGCACUGACAAGAAAAGUACUUCACCCCCAGCUGUGUCCGAGGUAACCCUUUCAGAUGAUAAUGCUGAUGUAAACUUCGAUGAUGACUUCACAGAUAUUAAUCUUCCCGACGGGUCUUUCUCUUCCCAGCAUGCAAAUUCUUCUGUUUCCUCCACAACUUGCAAAGGAGUGGAGCUCUUAGCCAGACAGUAUCGUCUUCAGAGCUUACCAAUCAAAGAGGAGAUACAGAAAGUGACCCGGCCGAUCAUCAUGAAGCCAUGUCCUCCACAAGAUCUAGCUCUGAGUCCAGAGUCUGCUAAAAAGAUGUUGGUGCCCUCCAUUACAAUUGUAGAGAGCAGUCCUAUCACCGAGUCCCAACCCCAGAUGUGUUACCCACUCAAGCCCUCAGACAAAUCGAAAUUCCGAACAAGUGCCCUCCAAAACCUCAAAUCCAUAGGGCCUUCCUUACAGUCAUUUGUUAUUGCUACAGCCAAGGGACUUAAAGCUAACUUUCCUUCCAGCGCCAAAUCAGACAAAAGUGAUUUUGUGAAAGAUAAGAAAUCAAAGACAUCUCCACCUUUACAACGCCAGUCUUCCUCUGACAGCUUGUCAUUGUCUUCCAUCAAAAAUGUGCUUCAGAAAUCUCCCAAACUUCCUAGGCAAUCAUCCUUGUCAGAAAUUAAGGAAAAGCCCCAUUUACCAAAAGGUUUCAAAUCCUUAUCAGAGGGAAGUAGUGAUAUACCCUUUGAAUCUGCCAAAAAAAUUACUACUGCAAUCAAAAAUGAAGACUCUAAUGACUAUAGAAUUGAAGAGGAUAAGGGGGAGUUAGACACUCAUCAUUAUAAAAGAGAAGGGGAAAAGAGUCAUUCAGAUCAACGAGAUGAUCCAGCUGCAGCCGAGAUAGCUUCACCAGAAACUAUCAGAAAAAAGACAACUUCCUACCCAACAGUCACCAACACUGAAUUCCCUGUUCAAAAAAUGACACCACCUAUAACAAGACAAACAAAAGUGUCCUUUGCAAUUCCCGAGGACUCUGACUCAUCCUCAGUCUCCUCAGGAGUUUCCUCACUGACCAGUCCCUGGUCUUCACCACAGCCAAAAAGGCCCAGUCUUAGUAGACAAAAGCCAAUAGAGACUGAAAUUACAGUUGAUUUGAGCAGAAGAGAGUCAAAUGAAGAAAAUAAUAAAAGCCCCCAUUCAUUGAAGAAUCCGGAGUUCAUGGGAAAAGUUGAGGAAAUUUCAGCGAAUUCUGAUACAGAUCAAUCAUCGAAGAGUAUUUCUGCUCCCAAAGAGGAGGCCCCUUUGUUGACCGUGGAAGGUCAACCAAUGUCAGAAUCUGAAUCAAAAUUUUCAAUGAAUGGCCAAGCAAAUUUACCACAGUCAGUUGUAUGUGACAUGACUAUCCAAAAAGAUAAAAUGAUUUCAGAAGAUCAGCAAGGUGCUGUUUUGGAGAAUCCUGCUGAAUCCUCCAGUGCUACAAGACAGAAACAGAUUCAGAUGUCAAAUAUUUCCCCCAUACAAGAAACUGAAAGUAAAGAGGAAAGCAGAAAUCAGCUAAAGCCUCCCAAUAUUACACCCACAGGUUUGUCAUCCUCAUCCAGUGAAGGAGACAUUGUUAACAAUAUACUUCUAAAGGAUGAAGAUGUCAUGGAAUAUAAACCAAGCACAGAUGAUACAGUAAAGAAAGCCUCCUCCAGUGAUUGUCUACAUAGUGACGCAGUGGGGGAGAAAGGAUCUCCUAAUUCCCCUAGAAGACCUUUCAAAUCCUCCAUCAGUUCUUCAGCCUUACUUCUGUCCAGUUUAUCACCAGUUCUUCCUCGAGGACAUACCUAUUAUUCACAUUCUCUCUCUUCACUGAAUGCCAAUUCAAUUUUAGCAGGCAAUGUGCCAGCAAGACCCAUCAGAUCAACAGCCAUGCAAAGUAUUCAUACCCCAUACACUCCUUUAAGAUCUUUAUCCCAAAGUGUCCCAAAUCUGAGAGAUUCUCGAAAAAGACAGACAUCAGCACCACCCAGUUUCAGACAGAGCUUACCUGAGACAAGCUUUCUUGAGGAGGAACCAGGGAGCUCUGAUUCUAAUGUCACGAGUACCAGUGUUGAAGGACUACCUAGAGUCAAUGACAUUGAUGGUGAACCAGAGCUUAACAAAAAGUCACUACAAAUUGGUGCCAAGUCUAAAGAGGGCCCAAGUAGAAUAUCCACUAAUCCUGCGGUUAGUAGAGCAAAAUUAGGUCCAAAAGCACAGAUACAGACAUCCAAACCAACAAGAGAUAGUCAGAGACCUCCAAAGGGUCCUAGUGGAAUAGUGAUGGGAAAGGCUGCCAUUUUACCAAGCAGAACAGGGCCUAGGUCUGCAACAAGUCCUCGUAAAAAUGGGCAGUCACAAGAACCUAAGAAACCAGCAGGUGUCACAGGAACAUCUGAAGAAUCGGGGAAAAAGAAAUCCUCUCCAUCACGCAAGCCCUCAGCUGCUCUGGCAACAUCAGAGUCACACAACUUUUCUUGUGCAACCUGUGGAAGACGAAGGUCAUCGGCAACUAAAUUAAAUGAUGAUACACAGAAUUUGUCUGAGAAAGACAAGACCAACAGUGAGAGGAAGUUGUCUGCGAGUAGUAGGGGAACUAAGACUACUGUAGAGGAAAAGAAAUCCACCGACAGCAAAAACAAGCCCAAGCUACACAAGGACAGGACACCCAGAUUUGUUUAGUACAUACAUAGUGAUGUUUUUGGCAGAUUCCGUGUGAUUUUUUUGAUAGAAGUUUAAAUGACAAGGAUGAUGCCCCCUCUUUUGAAGUGUUAGACAAUAAGCAAUGGAAUAUUUCUAACUUAUUCUCUAGAACAUAGAAUAUUUAAGUUCUAGACUAACCAAAUGUUCUUAUAGUUGCCAUAUUUUAAAAAUCUCUGAAGCUUUUACCACAGAUCUGUGAUAUUUCAUUCUUGGUUACGACACUACACAAAAGUAAAAACAGUUGUCCCGAGAUGUCAGUGUAUUGUGCAAUAUGAUUGGCUGUAUUCAGAGUCAACAGGUCAUGCUAUUUUAUUUUGGUUGUUUUUAAUUACACUGAAAGUUGUUUGUAUUUGUAACAUAAUUUUUAAUAAGUAUUUAUUGUAUCUGCUUUGUGGUUUUAUAUUUUAUAAUGUUUCUAGGUUUAUACAUUUGAAUGUUUUUGUAGAGUGUACGGUGUUCACUAAGUAUCUCUUUCAUCAUAUGCUGUAUACAGUUGAUUUUAAGCUUUGUUAUGUGUUGUCUAUAUGUCUACAGCUGUAAUAUCUAGUCACUCUCUCAGGAAUCCUCAAAUAGUCCACCAUUCAACAUCCAAGAUGCAAUAUUGUUAUUAGCAUAAAUCAUGUACAUUGUAGAUUUCACAUGUCGGUUCACCAUUUCUAUUGUUAGACUGGUAGAUCUGUAAUUCGAAUUUGUGUAAGAAUCUCAUAUGCUUUAAAGAGCAAUAAUGCUGUUAUGUUAAGCAGAAACAAGGCUUUUGAUUUAGGGGAGCAGUACAUAGUAAAAAAAAAUUGAUAUCCAUGUACAUGUAUUUAAAAUAGGAUAUAUGCUUUAUCUGCUUUCCAAAGAAGAAAAAAACUAUGUUGACAGAAUGAACAAAUUUGCUGCAGUAGAUGCAUUGAAUUUAUAUAUUGGAUAUUGCAUAUUUACGAGCAGGAGAAAUUCACAUAUGUCAAACUUGAUGCAAAAGAAGGAUUAGAAAUGUUUGGAUAUUGUAUAUACCAGUAUUGACAGAUUAUAUUUUAAGAAAGUCAAUAUGAUAAUAAUCUGAAAUGUCCCAUUCCUAGAAUAGAAGAUAUUUAGUCUGUUCUUAAAUGUCUAAUACUCAGUUCUCUGUACUUUACUGGAAAUGUCUUCAUGCCAUUAUUUCUUAUUAAGUGUUACAACGUAUUACUUCCCCUGAUGUAUAUCAAUAUAUGUAGUUAGGUUUGCAGGGUUUGGAUGUAUAUGAAAAUUCAUAGGAUGGUGUUACACAGGCAACAAAGCUGAAUUUUACUGUACAUGUAUAUAUUAGUGGAUCAUAAUCUCAGCCAUCUUGUACUAUGUAGAUUUAGUUACCCUGUUAGUUAUACGGUUAUUGGAAAUUUCCACCGCUGUAGCAAUGUCAUGAGGUAGAUACCAUCAGUUUUCUGUUUAGUAGUGCUUGGUUAUUAGAGAUUGAGGCAAUUCAAGAUGGAAGUGCCCAGUCUUGACAAAGAAGACUUGAUAAUAAAAUAUGAAAUUAGU
Molecule: messenger RNA, 7247 nt
Organism: Ostrea edulis (European flat oyster)
Lineage: Eukaryota; Metazoa; Mollusca; Bivalvia; Ostreida; Ostreidae
Product: rho GTPase-activating protein 45-like
Exons: 31
Coding region: 192-5723 (1843 amino acids)
Biological process (GO): activation of GTPase activity; signal transduction
Molecular function (GO): GTPase activator activity
Source: RefSeq, a predicted model, not a curated record